AAUUCUCAUCUCAAGCACUCCAUCUACCUUCAACUUGCAACAGUUGCACCAAAUGGCAGGCCAUCAAAUCGCACCGUCGUCUUCAGAGGCUUUGCAGAUAAUAGUGAUAAGAUACAAAUCAACACUGACUCCAGAUCUAGGAAGAUCGAAGAUAUAAAGUACUGCCCAUUUGCUGAGAUAUGCUGGUAUUUUACUGAUUCAUGGGAGCAGUAUCGAAUAAAUGGGAGAAUUCACAUCAUUGAUGCAACAAACCCCAAUCCAGAUAAGCUUCAGCAAAGAGAGAGAGCAUGGCUUGAUAGCUCAGUUAGAUCAAGACUUCAGUAUUUGGGGCCCUCCCCUGCUGCAAUUCCUUCUUUGAAAGAUACAUCAUUUCAGGAGCCUUCAUUGGAUCCUUCUACUGGUCCGGUAGAUGCAUUUUGCCUUCUAGUUUUGGAUCCUGAGCAGGUUGAUUUCUUGAAUUUGAGGAGUAAUAAAAGGAUCACAUUUGCUUCCAGAUGCAGCAGCAUCAAUGGAGAGAAAAUUUGGACAUCUACUGAGAUCAACCCGUGAUUGAAGUCUUACCAAUUUGAAAAUCUGGACAUGGACUGUUCAAUGUUGAACACUUAGCCGUCAGUAAUGUGGAUUACAAACUGAAUUCGCCUGAUAUUCCAUUUUUCUCAGUCAUCUCCUCAAUGAAACGGCUUAUGCGUUACCACAUUGGGUCUGUUGCCCUUGGUUCUCUAGUUGUUUCUUUCACAGAGUCCAUCCGUUUCAUACUCGAAGUGCUUCGUCGCAAAUUUAAAGCAACUAGUUCCACACAAGAAAGUUGGGGGGACAAGAUGGUUUUUAAUACCUCAAGGGGUUGCUCGAAAUGUAUUAGCUGGAUUAUUAAAUCUGUGAACCAUAAUGCUUAUAUUAUGAUUGCUAUUACAGGAGAAAGCUUCUUCAAAGCUUCAGAGGCUGCAACAGAACUGAUUAUCAGUAAUAUCCUCAGAAUAGGAAAAGUCAAUGUUAUUGGUGAUGUCAUCCUUAUUCUCGGGAAGCUAUGCAUCAGUCUUGCAUGCACACUAUUUGCUUUCCUGAUGUUGAAUAGUCACAAGUACAACUCGGGAUACAACAAGAUCUCAUCCCCACUGUUUCCAGUGCUGGUGUGCUGGGGGCUUGGAUAUAUUGUUGCAACCCUUUUCUUUGUAGUGGUGCAGAUGUCAAUUGAUACCAUGAUCCUUUCAUUUUGCCAAGACACUAGAGUCAAUGGAACUGGCCACUACACACCACCAGCCCUUCUGGCUGAGGCUUUGAUGAGUGACCAUAAUGACAUAUAAAGGCACUUUGCACAAUCAUCGCCCUAACUUCACAUAUGCAAGCUUCCUCUAGUAGUGUAGCUUCAUACUUUUUGGUUGUGAUGUCUAUCUCUAGAGUUUUUUUGCCCUUCCUCCUUAGUGUCAUUCACACACUUUUGAUAAUCGACCACAAUGUAUAUAGUUUCAGGUAUGUCUAUAUCUAUAAUGUAAUAAGUUCCAAUUCAUAUCGUUGCGGAUGUAUACUACGCCUUAAUGAAUAUUUCACAUACUUGUGAAUUGUGGUGAGCAUCACCAUUCUAUAGGGUCGGGGUGUGGCCUCAGAGCGAGGGAUUUUGUCUUUUGGUCCAUAUAAUAUGUGAUGAGGAUUUAUUUACUUAGUAAAGACCCUAUAGUGUACUUGUGAUGUGAAUUCUUACUUAGGUUGGUUGUGUUUUCUGAAGUUGGUUUCCACCUCGAGCAGUAUGAAAUGCUCUAC
This is a messenger RNA of Cuscuta europaea, 1755 nucleotides long. The record is from the annotation of a GenBank genome assembly. Lineage: Eukaryota; Viridiplantae; Streptophyta; Magnoliopsida; Solanales; Convolvulaceae.